AACACACCAACAAAAACAAUAACAAAAACAAAAAAACAGGGUUUCUUUUGGGUCCCUUAAAUCAAAAGUAACAACGAUUUUUUCCCUCCUUUUUUUUAUAUCCAAAAAUAGCUCUUUACAAUUGAUGAUUCUCUUCUUUGAUUCCACAUAAUCAUAUCAUAAAACCAACAUAUUUUUUUCUUUUUUCAAAAAAAUAAAUAAAUCCUACACUCAUCUCAAGAAGAAGAAGAGGAGAGAGAAAAUCAACAAAAAAAAAGGAGUAGAAGAGAAGGCUAUGGGGGUUGGAAGAGGGGAGGAGAGAGAAGGAGUAAUGGCGACCGAUUACUUUUGGUCGUAUACAGAUGAACCUCAUGCUUCUAGGAGACGCAAGAUUCUCUCUCAGUACCCUCAAAUCAAAGAACUUUUUGGCCCUGAUAAUUGGGCUUUUGCUAAGAUUACAUUGGUUGUUUUGAUUCAGCUUGCGACUGCUACAUUGCUUCACGAUGCAAGCUACCUUAAAAUACUAGUAGUGGCAUACUUUUUUGGAUCAUUCCUCAACCACAACCUUUUCUUGGCCGUCCAUGAGCUCAGCCAUAACCUUGCUUUCUCUACUCCAUCUUACAAUCGUUGGCUUGGAAUAUUUGCAAAUCUACCAAUUGGUGUGCCCAUGUCUAUCACAUUCCAAAAAUAUCAUCUCGAGCAUCAUAGGUAUCAAGGUGUUGAUGGAAUGGACAUGGACAUUCCAAGCAAAGCCGAGGCCUGUAUGGUCCGAAAUGCCUUUACUAAAUCCAUAUGGGUUGUCUGUCAACUCUUCUUCUAUGCUCUCCGGCCUUUAUUUCUCAAACCAAAGCCACCAUGUUUGUGGGAAUUUACCAACUUGACCAUCCAAGUGGCACUUGAUGCCUCCAUGGUCUACUUUUAUGGCUGGAGAUCUUUCUCUUAUUUGAUUGCUUCAACUUUCGUUGGGGGUGGGAUGCAUCCCAUGGCUGGUCACUUCAUCUCUGAACAUUACGUUUUCAAUCCCAAUCAAGAAACAUACUCUUAUUACGGCCCUUUAAACCUUCUAACAUGGCACGUUGGUUACCACAACGAGCACCAUGAUUUUCCGAGGAUUCCAGGAACAAAGCUCCAUAAGGUGAGGGAAAUUGCACCCGAGUACUAUGAAAAUUUAGAAUCAUACAGCUCUUGGAGUCAGGUUAUUUAUAUGUAUAUAACGGAUAGAACAGUCGGGCCUUUCAGUCGGAUGAAGAGAAAACCCAGGAAAUCGGAGUAGAGAUCGAUUGUUUUAUUUAUUCAUUAUGUUUCCUUGUCUCUCUUUUCUGGCCAUGAGUUGCUGAUAUUUUCACUCAAUUUUUGAUACUUGUAACAUCUUGAGGGAUUGUCAUAUUCAUAUGCUGUAGAUGUAAGUCAGAGAAAAGGAUGCGAAUAUAUAUUUAUUCCAAUUCAUUUGCUUAUUCUUUCAGCAUGA
Messenger RNA from Beta vulgaris subsp. vulgaris (sugar beet), 1447 nucleotides. Its product is annotated as sphingolipid delta(4)-desaturase DES1-like. Gene Ontology annotation, biological process: ceramide biosynthetic process. The record is from RefSeq and is a predicted model, not a curated record. Gene Ontology annotation, molecular function: sphingolipid delta-4 desaturase activity. The transcript has 2 exons. Gene Ontology annotation, cellular component: membrane. The coding region runs from base 275 to 1252 and encodes 325 amino acids. NCBI's taxonomy places the organism in Eukaryota, Viridiplantae, Streptophyta, Magnoliopsida, Caryophyllales, Amaranthaceae.